AUCUUGCUGUUAAGUGCGGUGAGCGAGCUGUUAAUCGCAUUUCUUGUUUACCUUUUAAAAUUCUUAAAGUAUUGCUUAAUUUUGUAGAGUCCUUGAAGAAUAAAGGCUGCUACACAUGGCCACGUCCCCGGGGGUGUCCCCUGCCAUGGAUGCUGACCCCGAGCCCAGUGGCCUGAUCUCCGCCACCGUAGUCGCCGGUCUGAAGAACCUGGGAGACAUCAUCUCUCCGCCACUGACCAAGUUACUUAUAGCAAAUUCGCUGAAGUUGACCCUCCACCCAGAUGCCACUAUUGCUCCCGUGCCCGAGAUCUAUGCCUCUAAUGCCGCGUGCGCCAAACAGAGCGAGUACGCCGUAGUUACGCUCUACGCCCUGGCCACCAAGCACGGCUGGGAUGGCCUCCAACUACGCCAGCAGCUCGAGCAACUGACCCUGGACACCGGCGCCGUGGACGAGCUAAGCCGCGUGUACGAGGAUAAUCGCAAGGAGCUGAUCCUUCGCCAGUUGCAGCUGGGCCACAGCUUUCCGCACAUCACCGACAUCCAGUGGCGCAUCGUGUGCGACGUCAAAUCGUCGACAUCCGAUAGCAGUACCGGCGUGGCUAAUUUUCACAUCAAUCUGGGAAACUUUCGGUCCAGUAGCGGCGAACGGGUGACCAUCGUGGAGUUCGUUUGCAACGCCGAGGAGCUGCAAUCGCUGAUCAACCGGCUGAAGGAGAUUGAACGGCAUUGCCAUCAGAUGGCCGUGGCCUAGGGAAACACUUGGCUCUUAACAUUCUUAUCGAUUAUAUUUCGCAGCAUAUAUAUAACACAA
Molecule: messenger RNA, 811 nt
Organism: Drosophila ficusphila
Lineage: Eukaryota; Metazoa; Arthropoda; Insecta; Diptera; Drosophilidae
Product: COMM domain-containing protein 3
Exons: 2
Coding region: 116-751 (211 amino acids)
Biological process (GO): sodium ion transport
Source: RefSeq, a predicted model, not a curated record